Molecule: messenger RNA, 1770 nt
Organism: Rhodotorula toruloides NP11
Lineage: Eukaryota; Fungi; Basidiomycota; Microbotryomycetes; Sporidiobolales; Sporidiobolaceae
Product: protein kinase
Exons: 4
Coding region: 1-1770 (589 amino acids)
Biological process (GO): protein phosphorylation
Molecular function (GO): protein kinase activity; ATP binding
Source: RefSeq, a predicted model, not a curated record
AUGCCCGCUCUCUCGUCCGUCCUGGCCUGUGCGAUGCCAUCUUCUUCGCCAGUCGAAGCCCCCGUACCGCCUGGGGGUCACUGCGGGUCUGCCCCACCAGACUUGUCGGACCAUCAGUCCAAUCCCCUCUACCUCCCCCGCUUCAUCCUCUUCAAGCCGGAUCUAGCCCCUUUGAUUGAUGCGACGGUGCAAGAGAAGGUGCGCAAGGCGGAGGAGAAGAAGAUCGCUGCGGGCGAGACGGUCGACGUCGUCUCGGAAGGGACGGCGAGCCAGUUUGCCAGGUUGCUCGACGACUUCGCCAUGCCCCUUCCCUUCUACAUCGAGUCGUCAGUCGACCAGGCGAUGCAAUUCCUCUUGCGCGCGGUCAUCGCUCUCGUCAACCCUCUCUACGCUCUCUUCGACCUUCCUUCGCCGCCGCGACACUUUGUUCAGCCCAAGCUCUUGCUUCCGCCUACCGACAGUCACGGCAAGCAGCACAACCUCAAACUCGAGAUCGACUUGUCCAUUCAGCGCUUCGUUGCGGCCACCGCCGACACGGGCCUUCACACGACUGCUCCUCAGCCUGCGCAGAGCUGGCGUCAUCGCUUCCUCUCCUGCUUGACGAUCAGGACGCCCGAUGCUUCGCGUCCUGCGACAGCCGCGCGAACCGCCAGCGGAGCCGGCGAGGAGGGAAUCUACCGCCAGCUGAUUCGCUGCAUGCGACAGUCUCCUUGUCUCUCCCCUCAGCAAGUCAACUCACAAGUAACUGACUUCGCGGCCAGCUCAUGCUUGCUUCAGGCGAUACAAGGAGCGCGACUCGCCGGCGUGACUUCAUUCGUACUUGUGGACGGUCUCUCGUUCGUGAUCGGCGAGCUGGUUGAUCUCGAAUCAGGCGGGUUUGACGUCUUCCUUUCGGGCCUUCAUCCUAUCGCAUCCACCGAUCCGACGCAGCCGAGCCUACUCCGCAUACUGCUUCGCUCAAUCCUUCCAGAACAGCUUGGGGUUGCCUCGCUGCAUGGCGACGACUUGGCAGGCGCCGCGUUCGACGAGGAUCGACAAGCUCUUCUGGUUGAGGCGGUCGGGGAGGAUCGCAACCUGUCGUCCAGCUCAAGCGAGGGGGACGUGUCUAUCGCGAGGAAGGCCGGUGUGCCGGAUCAUCAGGACUUGCAGUCAGCUCGCUCUGAACGAUGGUUGCUCACCUGCACAUACCCCGACGGAGUCUCUUUGGUCGGCCGGUCUCUUAGCGCUGUUUCGACAACUUCGUCUGCUGAGUCCACCACAUCUUGCGAUUCACGACCUGCCACGCCUGCCGCAACCUCUCCAUUCUCCGUCUCUCCAGACUACUACAACUCGCCCAUCGCUCUCGUCUCGCUUGUAGGCCGAGGCGCUGUGGGACACGUUUAUCGCGGAACGGACAGCGUAGGAAAUGCGGUUGCGGUCAAGAUCGCUCGACCCGGGAUGGAGGACUACCUUCGAGAUGAAGCUCUUCUCGGUCGCGACCUCCGCGCCUACAACGAGGACGUUCUCACGUUCGAAGGAUUAUUUGAACGACACGACGGACGCUUGUUCGCGGUGAUGCAGGACGGAGGUGAAGCGCCCGAAGAUUGGAGGGAGGUUUCGUUGGAGACCCGGCUGUCGCUGUUCGUCUCCCUCCUGCGACUCCACCAGAAAGCCGGCAUCCUUCACGGCGAGAUCGCACCUCGGAACUGCGUCCUUGCUCCGCCUUUCGCCCGCCUCUUCACGUGUCUACGCUCGCUGGAUAGACCUCUCAAAGGCGACGACUGGUCAUAA